Cavenderia fasciculata is the source of this 456-nucleotide messenger RNA. RefSeq lists its product as uncharacterized. The record is from RefSeq and is a predicted model, not a curated record. Gene Ontology annotation, biological process: mitochondrion organization. Gene Ontology annotation, cellular component: mitochondrion; nucleus. The coding region runs from base 1 to 456 and encodes 151 amino acids. The transcript is spliced from 2 exons. NCBI's taxonomy places the organism in Eukaryota, Evosea, Eumycetozoa, Acytosteliales, Cavenderiaceae.
AUGGCAAGAAGAGGAGCAUCAUCAUCACGUGUAUCUGCACCAAGCAAACCAACUACUGCAUCAAAGCCAGCCCCAAGCAAGGCACCAGCUACCACCUCUAAAUCCUCUACACCAACCACCACCAGCAACCAACAAUCACAAGCUCCACAAGUUGUCAUGCAAGGACCAGGUCUCCUCUCCACCAUGGCUUCUUCAAUGGCUGGUGCCGUCGCUGGUAAUGUUAUUGGUCACGCCCUCGUCGGUGGUGUCUCUUCCAUGAUGGGAGGUAGCAAUCAAGAAGCUGCUCCACAAAUUCCACAAACCACCAACGCUGUCGAUGAAAAUACUUGCACUCCAAUCUACAAGUCAUUCAUGACAUGUUUGGAAAAGAACCAAAAUGACUUGGCCUCUUGCCAAUGGGUCUAUGACUCUUUCUUGGACUGCAAGAAGGGUGGAAAUGGUGACAAGUUUUACUAA